AUGUCUGAGUUCAUUAUUCCUACCGUUGAUAUCGGCCCUUAUCUCCAAUAUCCAACGUCCAAAGAGGCCGAAGUUGUGAUGGGUAAGAUCUAUCAAGCAUGUAUCACGAGUGGGUUCUUUCAAUUGGUUGGUCAUCCUAUCCCCUCGAGUCUACAAGAGAAGGUCUUUGAAGGAGCGCAAGCACUCUUUGCUCUGCCGAUGCAUGAGAAAGAGACUCUUGUCUCAAAAGCCGGUGGACUAGGAAACCAGGGGUAUGAAAUCAUUGGUGCCCAAGCUCUGCAGAAAAACACCCUUCCGGAUCUAAAGGAGGGAUUCUUUGUAGGAGAGGAAUUCACUCCUUCUGUCAUCGCUUCGAACCCGUCUAUCUUCGCGCCUAAUGUCUGGCCAACUGCCCUCCCCUCCACUUCAAUCACACCUGCAUCGUUCAAAUCCACGAUGCUUGAGUAUCAAUCACGUUGCGUGGAUUUGACCAAAGUCCUUCUGUCGCUUUUGGCCCGCGUGCUCCCUUAUGGCCCUCAUAUUUUUGAGACCUUUAGCGCUGACCCUUCGCUCGCGGUGAUCAGGCUCUUACAUUACCCUCCUCAGGAUUGCACAGACCCGCGCCAACUAGGUGCAGGUGCUCACACUGACUUCGGAGCCCUAACUCUAUUGCUUCAGGAUGGUGAGAAUGCAGGGCUGGAGGUUCUGGACUCCGACGGAGAGUGGCAGGCAGUGCCGCCUGUGAAGCACGCUCUCGUGGUUAACGUCGGGGAUAUGCUGCAUCGAUGGACAAACGGGAGAUUCAAAAGCUCGGUACAUAGAGUCAUCAACAGGAGCGGGAGGGAUAGAUACUCUGUGCCCUUCUUCUACGAUGGGAACCCGGAUUGUAGGCUGGUUCCAUUCGAGGUUGCAGCUAAAACAGGGGACGGGAACCCCCUAUACCAAGACUACAUCACCGUGGCUGAUCAUAUGAAGGAAAGAUAUGCGGCAACUGUAUUAAAGAAGUCAGAAGCUACUGCAUCGUAG
Molecule: messenger RNA, 1005 nt
Organism: Eremomyces bilateralis CBS 781.70
Lineage: Eukaryota; Fungi; Ascomycota; Dothideomycetes; Eremomycetales; Eremomycetaceae
Product: Clavaminate synthase-like protein
Exons: 2
Coding region: 1-1005 (334 amino acids)
Molecular function (GO): dioxygenase activity
Source: RefSeq, a predicted model, not a curated record